Zygosaccharomyces rouxii is the source of this 1551-nucleotide messenger RNA. It is a transcript of the gene RRB1, whose product is annotated as ribosome biosynthesis protein RRB1. The transcript has a single exon. Gene Ontology annotation, molecular function: protein binding. The record is from RefSeq and is a predicted model, not a curated record. Lineage: Eukaryota; Fungi; Ascomycota; Saccharomycetes; Saccharomycetales; Saccharomycetaceae. The coding region runs from base 1 to 1551 and encodes 516 amino acids.
AUGCCUAAGAGAUCUUUGGAGAAGGAUGAGGAGCAAAGAAUAGUCUCUGCCAGAACUGAAGCUCAAGAUGCCCCCAAGACGGUAGUCGAUCAAGAACCUGAUGUUCAAAUGGAUGAAUACGGAGAUCAGUACAGUGAUGAUUUCGAGAGUGAAGAUGAUAUUGUAGAGCUUGAUGGCAAUGAUGAUGUUGAAGAAGUUGAAGAAGGUGAUGAUAAGGAUUACAUCGAAAGGAAGCAAAAGGAAGCUCAAGAAGCUAUUCAAAGAGAUCAAGAGGAAUCUGCCGAAGGUAAGGAGAUCUAUUUACCACAUAUGUCUCGUCCCUUGGGGCCUGACGAAGUAUUGGAGGCAGACCCAAGUGUUUAUGAGAUGUUGCACAAUGUUAACAUGCCUUGGCCAUGUAUGACAUUAGAUGUCAUACCAGAUACUUUGGGUUCUGAACGUAGAAGUUAUCCACAAUCAUUACUGUUGACGACUGCUACUCAGGCAACUAGGAAGAAGGAUAACGAAUUGAUGGUUUUAAAACUAUCACAGUUAUCCAAGACUCUGGUAAAAGACGAUACAGAGGAAAAUGAUGAAGAUGAUGAGGACGAUGAAGAUGCAGAUUCCGAUCCAAUCAUUGAGAAUGAGAAUAUAGCAUUGAAAGACACUACUAACAGACUUAAAGUUUCUCCAUUUGCUACUCAUGGUCAAGAAGUUUUGACUGCUACAAUGUGUGAAAAUGGUGAAGUUUACGUUUUCGACUUAGGUGCACAAACAAAGGCAUUUGAAACUCCUGGUUACCAGGUGCCUAAAACUUCUAGAAAGGCAAUCCAUACCAUAAGAAAUCAUGGUAAUGUAGAGGGCUAUGGAUUAGAUUGGUCACCUUUGAUCAAAACUGGAGCCCUGUUGACCGGUGAUUGCUCUGGUCAAAUUUUCCUAACGCAACGUCAUACUUCCAAAUGGAUUACCGAUAAACAACCGUUCACAGCAGCAAACAAUCAAUCUGUCGAAGAUAUCCAAUGGUCACCUACGGAAUCCACAGUCUUUGCUACUAGUGGGACUGAUGGAUAUGUCAGAAUCUGGGAUACGCGAUCCAAGAAGCACAAACCAGCUAUUUCUACGAGAGCCUCCAACACAGACGUAAACGUCAUUAGUUGGAACGAAAAACUUGGUUAUCUCUUGGCUAGUGGUGAUGACAACGGUAGUUGGGGAGUUUGGGACUUGAGACAAUUUUCUCCAGCUAAUUCAGAAGGUGUGCAACCAGUGGCUCAAUACGAUUUCCACAGAGGUCCAAUCACAUCAAUCAGUUUCAACCCAUUGGAUGAUUCUGUCGUUGCUGUCGCUUCUGAAGAUAAUACAGUCACUCUAUGGGAUUUAUCUGUGGAAGCAGAUGACGAUGAGAUUCAACAGCAGACCAAGGAGUAUAAAGAAUUACAGAAGAUCCCUCCACAACUACUUUUCGUGCAUUGGCAGAAGGAAGUUAAGGAUGUCAAAUGGCAUAAGCAAAUUCCAGGAUGUCUGGUAUCUACUGGUACCGAUGGUCUCAACGUCUGGAAAACCAUAAGUGUUUGA